Molecule: messenger RNA, 5569 nt
Organism: Octopus sinensis (East Asian common octopus)
Lineage: Eukaryota; Metazoa; Mollusca; Cephalopoda; Octopoda; Octopodidae
Product: kinesin light chain
Exons: 3
Coding region: 1598-2806 (402 amino acids)
Biological process (GO): axo-dendritic transport
Cellular component (GO): membrane-bounded organelle; kinesin complex; cytoplasm
Molecular function (GO): kinesin binding
Source: RefSeq, a predicted model, not a curated record
CUCUCUUUUCCCUCUCUCUAUACUUUUCUUGCUAUAUCUAUUUUUGGUUGCUUGCCCGUCAUUAUUUUUAAUUGUCUGUCUCUACCUCAUACCUCAACUUUCUCUUUUCUCAAAGCUUUUUUGAUCUGCCUCCUCUAUUACAAUUUUCUUUCUCUCUCACUAUUUUCUCUCCCCACUCUUUCCGUCUCCCUCUGUGUCAAUUUUUACCUCUCUUUCUUUCCCUCUCUGCUUCUGUCUCAACUUCUUUCUCUAGUUUAUCUCCCCCCACUAACUCUAUUACACUGUUAAUAUAGACAAUUGUUAGAUUUAGUCAUCUCCCUUUACGUAACUUCUAUAUUUUACUCUGUAUCUCUUCCUUAUCCUCUUUCAUUCAAACAUUCACUGUUGUUUCUUUCUCUCUCUCUCUCUCUUCCGCUAUAUAUACAUAAACCAAUCACUCUAUCAAACGUUUCUUCGUCAUACGCUUUUUCUUUCAUUCUCUCAUUACUUCAUCAACUGCUUCUUUCGUGCGGGAUACUCCACAACUUCAAGGCAUAAAAAUACAUAAUUCUGUAUAUAUUAUAUGUGCAUUUGUAUGUUGUAGUAUGUUAAAUAAGUGAAACAAUUUAUACAAAAAAAAAAAGGAAAAAAAAAGAUAAUAUAAAUUAUAUAUUGUCGACCGCCUGCUGCUGAAGCACGGGUGACCAAAAUUUAUGACAACAGAGAUUAGUCAUUUAUCAAAAAUUUCACUGCAGAACUAUAGAACUCGGACCACCUUGCCGAGAGAAUUUUGUUUCUCGCAAUUAUUACAUCUUCCGAACUUCAUAACUGAAUGCCGUGAUGCCAAUACCCGUAAUUAAUGAGGGAUAAUUUACAAUAAUAAUUAUUAUAUAGUAUUAUCAUAUGCCUUUAGUAGAAGGCAUGAAACUCACUACUUCCAAUCACUCCCACUCUCCUUUGAAUUCAAGAGCGGAACCAUCUAUCUUACCAAAAGAAAACACGUGUGUGUAGAUCGAACAUAACUAUUGACAAGAAAAGAGAUCCCUUAUUUAUGUUUAUAGAUAAUUCUAUUUACUCGGAUUUGUACUUUUAAACAAGGAAGCUAAACUAGAUUGUUUAAUCAGUGGUAGUACACGGGAUAUGAAAACAUUACGAAGAAAUAUUUAAGUACUGUGAAAGUAUACUGCUCACCAUCCAUUUACUCAUCUCUGCUCCAUCAUCUCUGCAAUCUGGCAAGAUCUAUCUUUUAUUAUGCUAGCACUGAUGAUGACAGCCUUGAAGUUUUGUAUCUGACCAGAGGAAAGGGGUUUCCAGUGGUUUCUUGAAGAUGCCCCCUCUUCUUUGAGGACACAAAUUGACAUGCAGAAUACCAUAGCCGAGCAUUGUUAUAAUCAUCAACUUUGGAGAUUACCUUAUCUACCAGAAUUGGGAACUAAAAGUUCUUUCCAGAGACGCAAACAUUCCUACAUAAUUCUUUAAACUAACAUGACCAGAAUAGUUAUUAUUCUGUUUAAAUUAUAAUUAAAUUAUUUAAGUUCUAAUUAUGACAAUGCAAAUAUUUAAAGAAGCUUAAGCAAUUCCUACUACUUUCGAGGGAAAAUACUAUUAGAGAAUAAAAAUGGAGAAAAGUGACUUAGAUGAGAAUUUUACAUACCAAGAUGAUAUCAUUCGUCGCACACGGAAAGCAAUCCGUGAUUUGCAUACACUUCGUAAUGAACACCUCAGCAUCAUCAAUAAUAUCAAAAUGAAUUUCAAAAGCAAUGUAGUUGAUACAAAUGAUAUAACAGUAGAAAAACUUGAUGUUUUGAAACAUUCCCAAGAAGCAAUAGACUUGGCUUUGGAAGAAGCAGAAAUAACAAUGCUUUUGACAAAACAUUUGCAGUAUCUUGAAGGAGAGAACUUGAAACUGCGUACUGAGGUGUCACUUCUGAGAAAAGAGAAUGAUUGGUUAAGAAGUGAAUUGUUAGAUGCUCAGACCAAAUUGCAAAACUGUCAAGAAUCUCUUGUAGUUGCUGAGGAGAAAAUAAAGCACUUUGAGUUCAUGAAAGAGUUAAAUUUUGAUGAGAAUGAAGAAAAAACUGAUUAUGAUAGUGAGGGCAAAUGCCGCCCUUCAUCUUUUGAUUUGAGUUUCUUGGAUGACAUUGUAGAAGAUGCAGAAAGUCCUGGCUAUGAAAUUCCUGCUCGAUUCCGAUCGUUGUAUGACUUAAUAACACAGUAUGUUAUGCAAGGUCGACAUCAGGUGGCAUUAACUUUAUGUAAGCAAACAAUACAGAAUUUAGAAAAAACUAGUCGGUUUAACCCUGAAGAAGCUAUAGUCCUACAUAUGCAGGCUCGCAUCUAUAAAGAUAUGGGCAACAUGCAAGAAGCUGUCAGAGUGUUAAAAGCUGCUCUUUUAAUAAGAGAAAACACUGUAGGUCAUGAACAUCCUUCUGUGGCAGCAGUUCUAAAUAACCUUGCUGUGAUAUAUGGAAAAAGUGGUAAUUUCAAAGAUGCUGAAAAAAUGUGUAAGAGAGCUCUGGAAAUAAAAGAGAAAAUUCAUGGUACUUAUCAUCCUUCGGUGGCAAAAUUAUUCAAUAAUCUGGCACUUCUCUGUCAAAAUCAAAACAAAUAUGAACAAGCAGAGUACUAUUACAAUCAGUCUUUGGAAAUAUAUAAAUCUAUGUUUGGAAAUGAUCAUAUGUCGGUAAUGAAAAGUAAAAAUAACCAUGCUUCUUUAUAUCUUCGGCAAGGAAAGUAUCGGCAAGCUCAGGAUAUCUACAGAGAGUUCUUAUACAGUUUUGUGAAAAGAAAUACGGUAGCAUCGAUGAUGACAGUGGGCAUACUUUAACUCCUCAGGAACAAGAAAAUGGUGGCUUGUUAAUCUAUUAUAUAAAAAAAAUAUGCGAACGGAGUAAAAUGGGUUUGAACGUUUUUAAGAAUCCUGCAUUGAUCACAACUUUGGUGAACAUGGGUAUACUUCAUAGACUUAUUGGUAAAAACAAAGAAGCUUCUCUCUUUGAAGAGAGUGUCUUUAGAAUGAAAAAGACUAACAGCCGCUAUAAACUAGUAGCAGUUCCUGAAGAAAAUUGAUUUAUACUGUAUACAUACAUACACACAUACUGUUCUACACUACUACAACUCAGUUUAUCACAUCACAAUAAAUUAUUGUGUAAUUAAGGUGCUGCACUCAUAAUGAAUGCCUAUACACACUGUUCAAAUCAUACAACAUAAAUUCUACUGCAUCAUUUAUGGAUCACAUGCACUUCAAUCUUUGUAUUUCAAACUCAAAUAGAAAGUACAAGACUCUUAAUGUUUGAUAUAUAAUUGUAGUCAAGCAGGCACGUUACUCUGCACACUCUAUUGGGAAUAAAUUUCACUUUGCAUGUAAGCUGCAUUGAUGUUUACUCAGAGUGGAAUUAAGGUACUGUUUACAUUUUUUUUCACCUGACACUCUACUUUCCUUGGUGUCUACCACUUCCACUGUUUAAGAUAAAGGGCAAUAAAAUUUAAGACUCCAACUCCACCAAGUGAAAAUUUAUAAACUUCCAUACCCGUCCAAACCUGAAAGUCAAAAAUAAAAUACAGAACAAAAAAGUAACACUAAAAUCUGUAAUAUCAGACCUGAUUUGUUAUAAAUUAUCAGAACGGUAAACAUAAUGAAUACUUCUGAAUGAAUUAGGAAUUCUAAAAUUUUAAAACAUUUCCUGUGAUCUUUUUACACCUUGUUUGUUUACUACUGUUAUGAUAACUUUCAUGCACUUAAUUUAUUUCAGGCUAACUUCAGAAAUAUUUAACAUUUUCAACUCCAUUACUGACAGCAGCUUAAUAUAUAUGCAUUUUGGUAUACAGACAGGGGAAAGUGCUCAGAACAUGUACACUAUUUGUUUGAAACUGGUAAUUUAAUUCUUUGCUCUUCAAGUUUUUGCCAGGUGCAAUUCUUCAGAUGACAAAAAGAGGAAACAUUGACUGUGGCAAGUGAUGGAAUGAAUCAUUGGAUUUGAAAAACUAUACAUAUAUACAUAUAUAUAGUUAAACUUUCAUUGUCUAAAUUUAGAUGGGUAGGGUAUAUUUGUUCAGAUAACUGAUCUGAACAAAAGACAUCAUAUUGAACAAAAUUACAAAACCUUGAAAUAUUGUUCUAAUAAUCUGAAAUAUGUACAAUGUUAUGUUCAAUUGUACUUUAUUACAUUUAGCCAAAUCAUUAAUGAGCUCUCUACAGUAAAAACAUGUAAAUGAAGCUAUCCCCUAUGGUAAUAGUUUAUUUUCUGAUUGCUGUAUAUACAACAGCUGAAUAUUCUAUGCUGUUGAUUGGGGAACAAGAUUGGGUAUGUCUUUUCUGAGGAGUGGUUGACAAAUUGUGAAAUGUGGGACUCCCCCAUCCUUUUAUUUCAUGUAAAGAAAGCAUAAAAUGAAUGUUUACUUUCUAAUAGUUCAAUAUCAUAGCUAAAGCCUUGUAAUAUUUAAAUAUGUGUCUGUGUGUGUGUGUAUGUAUGGUAUGAAAUUAAUGGUGAUAUAUAUAUAUAUAUAUAUAAGUAAAGAAUGGCUGAAUGGCCAAGCUUGCUUCACAGUUAUGAGGUUUUGGGUUCAAUUGCAUUGUGUGGAAUCUUUGGCAAGUGCCUUUACCAUAGUCCUGAGUCACCUCAAGUUUUGUUAGUGAAAUUGGGUAGACAGAUGAACUGUACCAAUAACUUUAAGUGCAACCUUCUCAAACUGUGUCAUGCUAGUAGUAUUUCAGAAUUAUGUUAAAGAUACAAGUGUCUGUGAAAUAUUCAACCACUUUGCGUGCUAAUUCAGUAAGUUGGUUAUUGAGUUGAUUGAAUUGCUGGAUGCGCAAUCAAUCAUAAUCAGUAGGUUAGCUAAAUUAGUUAAGUAUAACCAUUGCAUCAUGUCUUUUUAUUGGUAGAAUAAUGCUUCCAAAACAUACCUGUUUCAACUCCAAUUUUCACAUCAAGGCUUGGAAUGUGUGUGUGUGUGUGUGUGUAUACACACAUAUGCGUAUUUAUUGAAUCUGUGGCAUAUUGAAGGUUCCCUCUGCUUGGUUUGGUGAUCCCUUGUCUCCUUUUGUUACAACUCUGAUAUAUAUGAAUAAAUGUGUAUUUAUAUUAUCAAAAGGAUGAAACAGCAGAAAACCAAGAAAGGAAAAGAAAAUGAGAAAUUCUGCUUGUAUAAUGUGUGUAGUAAGAAGAAAAAUAUUUACAAACACAUUUCUUUUAUCUUUCAUUGCAAAUUUCCUAUUAAAUUCUGAUUUUAUGGUAUGGAGUACCUAGUCAAUUGUAAUCAUUGCAAAACUCUAAAGUAAUACUUUAAUGAAGAAAAGAUGUAUGCAAAUAUAUGCUGACUGAAUAGAGAUCUGAUGGAACUAGGUAUAAAUAGUGAGGGAAUUUUGUUUGUCAGACAUGAAAUUUGAGUAGCUGUUAGUUGUGUUUGGACUUGAAAAUGUUAACAUUGUUAUUCAUUUUUCUUACUAUUAAACAACAUUGGUGUAACAAAUACAAUUUAUUUAUUGAACAAUGCAUUGUUAUAUCAUAUGGACUGAGGAAAAAAAAACCUAAUAUAAUAUGAUCAAAUAUAAAUCUCAAUUAUUUUUUACAAAUUAAAUUGUUGAAUUAUG